This is a messenger RNA of Abrus precatorius (Indian licorice), 1131 nucleotides long. RefSeq lists its product as uncharacterized. The transcript is spliced from 5 exons. Gene Ontology annotation, biological process: base-excision repair, AP site formation; DNA repair. Gene Ontology annotation, cellular component: nucleus. Gene Ontology annotation, molecular function: 8-oxo-7,8-dihydroguanine DNA N-glycosylase activity. NCBI's taxonomy places the organism in Eukaryota, Viridiplantae, Streptophyta, Magnoliopsida, Fabales, Fabaceae. Bases 1 to 1131 code for a protein of 376 amino acids. The record is from RefSeq and is a predicted model, not a curated record.
AUGGAGACCUCUACAAUGCCCAAGAACUUGUUAUAUUUGCCUCUAGGAAAAUGUCAAUCAAGCUUCAAUUUGGAGAAGGCAGUUUGCAACCAUGGCUUCUUUAUGAUGGCUCCAAACAGGUGGAUUUCAUCAACCAAAUCCCUUCAACGUCCCUUAAGACUUGCUGAUCAAAGCACUAGUGUCCUUGUCACCAUCUCUCAUUCUCCAAAAGAUGCUGCCAAUCUUCAUAUUUAUAUUCAUGACGAUGAAGCUCUCUCGGUAGAAAAUCAGCGUGCAAUAUUGGGACAAGUGGCACGAAUGCUAAGGAUAAGUGAGAAAGAUGAAAAGGCAGUGAAUGAGUUUCAAGAAAUUCAUGCACAAGCUAAGAAAGAGGGAUUUGGUAGAAUUUUUCGAUCUCCUACUCCUUUUGAGGAUGCCAUCAAGUCUAUACUCCUUUGCAACUGCACGUGGAGUAGGACUCUUGAUAUGGCUAAGUCUCUAUGUAAGCUUCAAUUAGAACUAAGCAAGGGGCCUCAAUCAAAUAGGAAAGAGCAACGAAAAACCAAAAGAAAAAGAGAACAAAAGAACCAAAUUGGCACAAAAGUUUGUGACAAAUAUAGCAAGGAUCGGGAAAUAGGAAACUUUCCUAACUCAAAGGAACUUGCCAAAUUCAACAUAAGUGAUCUGCAAAAGCGAUGUAGUGUUGGGUUUCGAGCACGUUAUAUAGUUAAAUUGGCUCAAAGCGUAGAGAAAGGAACUCUUGCGCUGGAGAAACUUGAAGAUGAAUGUGAUUUGAGCUCAUAUGAAAGUGUGUAUCGUAAAUUGACUGAGUUAAAAGGGUUAGGUCCCUUUACAAUUGCUACUACCCUUAUGUGUUGGGGAUGCUACCAGAAAGUUCCUGCUGAUUCAGAAACGAUUAGGCAUUUAAAACAGGUGCAUGGAAUGUCAAGUUGCAACAAUCGAACAAUUAACAAAGACGUGGAUGAAAUUUACAAGAAAUAUGCACCAUUUCAGUGCGUCGCAUAUUGGUUUGAACUUCUACAAGAUUACGAAAAGAAUUUUGGGCAAUUAAGUGAGUUAGAUGAAUCUGAUUAUCACAGGAUCACAGGCAGUGGGUUCUUACAAGCAAAAACCAAUGCAUCCAAAUCAUAA